UCCCCAUGUUCUCUGUUCACGUUCCGGAAGCUUUCGCUUUGGGUGGGCUUAAUCAACUACUUCCUUGCAGAGCUGCCUGGGGCCUUUUCUGAUACUGGGCAUAAACGUGGGGAAUAUGUCAGAAAAGAGGAAGCCGCUGCUGGGCUUCAUGGGCAAACUCCCCAGUGGGCCUGCCCUUGGGAACUCCGGCAAGACGCACUGCCCUUCGUGCAUGGGCCUUUUCCAAGCCCCGAGGCUCCUGCCUUGUUUGCACACAGUUUGCACCACCUGUUUGGAGCAGCUGGAACCCUUCUCAGUAGUGGACAUCCGAGGGGGAGACUCUGACACAAGCUCUGAGGGGUCACUAUUCCAGGAACUCAAGCCACCCGGCCUGCGGCCGCAGACCGGCAUCCUCUGCCCAGUGUGCGAUGCGCAGGUGGACCUGCCCGUGGGUGGAGUGAAAGCUUUAACCAUAGACCACCUGGCCAUGAACGAUGUGAUGCUGGAGAGUCUGUGUGGGGAAGGCCAGGGCCUGGUGUGUGACCUGUGCAGCGACAGGGACGUGGAGAAGAGGUGUCAGACCUGCAAAGCCAAUCUCUGCCAUUUCUGCUGCCAGGCCCAUAGUAGGCACUGCUUCGCCCCGCUAUUUAUUGAAGGAACUAGCUUCGCAAUGUGUGACUUGCCACAGCCCCACAGUUGGAGGCAGAAGAAGACCACUUUCCACACCGUGGUGGACCUAAAGGACUUGAAGGGCUACAGCCGGGUUGGGAAAGCUAUUCUGUGUCCUGCACACCCUGCAGAGGAACUGAGGCUGUUCUGUGAGCUGUGUGACCAGCCUGUGUGCCGAGACUGCGUGGUGGGGGCGCACCGGGAGCACCCCUGUGACUUCACCAGCAACGUUAUCCACAAGCAUGGGGACUCCGUGCGGGAACUCCUCAAAAACACCCAGCCCCGCGUGGAGGCCCUGGAGAAAGCCUUGGCCCAGGUCAAAGAGACAAACGGUGCCCUCCAGCAGCGGGUGGAGGCUGUGGCGGCCGACAUCCGAACAUUCUCCGAGGGCUACAUCAAGGCCAUUGAAGAGCACCGGGACAAGCUGCUGAAGCAGCUGGAAGACAUACGGGCCCAGCAGGAGAACUCCCUGCAGCUGCAGAAGGCACAGCUGGAGCAGCUGCUGGCAGACAUGCGCACCGGAGUGGAGUUCACCGAGCACCUGCUGACCAGUGGCAGUGACCUGGAGAUUCUCAUCACCAAGGGGGUGGUAGUGGAGCGGCUCACGAAGCUGAACCAAGUCGAGUACAGCGCCCGUCCCAGAGUGAACGAUAAGAUAUGCUUCUCUCCCCAGGAGAAAGCGGGCCGGUGCCGCGGCUAUGAAGUGUACGGCGCCAUCAAUACCAAAGAGGUCGAUCCAGCCAAAUGUGUCCUUCAAGGAAAAGAUCUGCACAGAGCCCGGGAGAAACAGACCGCCUCUUUCACCCUGCUUUGCAAGGAUGCAGCGGGAGAGAGCAUGGGCAGGGGAGGAGACAACAUUCAAGUCGCAGUUGUCCCGAAAGAUAAGAAAGACAGUCCAGUCAGAACAAUGGUGCAAGACAACAAGGACGGGACGUACGGCGUUUCCUACACCCCCAAGGAGCCUGGCAUCUACAAGGUGUUGGUCUGCGUCAAAGAGCAGCACGUGCAGGUGCUGUUCUUUGCUCUUGGUCUGAACACUGAAGGGCUCGCCAUUCACUGUGACCGUGAGGAAAAAGCACCAUUCACACCCGGGUGUAUUUCACUGCUGCACGUUCUGCUCCAGUGGAGGCCAGAAAACUGCUCGCUGUGCCUGUGGGGGCACCAUGCCAGGUGGGUACCUAGGCUGUGGCCAUGGACACAAAGGCCACCCAGGUCGCCCCCACUGGUCAUGCUGUGGGAAGUUUACUGAGAAGUCCGAAUGCACGUGGACAGGUGGGCAGAGCACAGCAAGGAGUCUCCUCAGGACGGUGGCACUCUGACGGUUUCCUAGGUCAACCCGCUAACGCUGCAGCCGGCACAGCUUCAGAUCACCAGAAGACCGCGGACCUCGAUUAAUUCUGAAGAAACGCAUAGAAUUAAACACAAAGUGCCUUAUCUAGAUGCUCGAGCUCAAA
Myotis davidii is the source of this 2102-nucleotide messenger RNA. RefSeq names its product tripartite motif containing 45 (gene TRIM45). Lineage: Eukaryota; Metazoa; Chordata; Mammalia; Chiroptera; Vespertilionidae. The record is from RefSeq and is a predicted model, not a curated record. Gene Ontology annotation, cellular component: chromatin; nucleoplasm. The transcript has 7 exons. Bases 116 to 1897 code for a protein of 593 amino acids. Gene Ontology annotation, biological process: positive regulation of DNA-templated transcription. Gene Ontology annotation, molecular function: zinc ion binding; ubiquitin-protein transferase activity; protein binding.